Molecule: messenger RNA, 7251 nt
Organism: Sclerotinia trifoliorum
Lineage: Eukaryota; Fungi; Ascomycota; Leotiomycetes; Helotiales; Sclerotiniaceae
Source: the annotation of a GenBank genome assembly
UACCCCCAUCCCAAAACAAUAACCACCACCCCGUCUUAAUGCCAAGUUGAUUUAUAACGAACUUAAAGCGAGUUUCCUUAGUAUUAAGUUAACUUACCUACUCUAAGUCCCUUCUUCCUCCUUUUUCACAACUUUUUCACCCUCUCUUCUCUUUUCCCGCCCCGAUCUCUCAUUCUUGGGAACGAUCACAAAUAGACACAAGAUACCAACAUCUUUGAAAUAGAAUCUCAAGAAAGGAGUUUCCUUUCCCAGGACUGCUUUUCACCUCUCAUUAUUGGUUAUCACUUUGAUUGUAAACUGGCUUUUGUUGCCAUUUCAACAUUCGUUCUCAGCACUUGUCUUUCCCCUGUUUAACACGACAAGUAAUCAAAUUAGUUCGAGUUUCGUAGGAAGGACAACCAGCCAACCAGCCGCCCCUAACAAAAUCAGACAAUACCAAAGCAGCGGCGAACGAAUCACCGAAAAUUAAAGGGGAAAAAAAGGGAAUUUCACCACAUCUGGGCUUCCUUCUCAAAAUCAUCAACAUAUUUACUUUUUUUUUAAUAAUUGAAGAGUCACUCUUUACAGCUCAUUCGACUUUUUCGAAAGAAGAUAAACCUUAUUUUCGGAAAGGCCAAGUUCUUGUAACCUCAUUUAUUCAAUUUCAAUUCCAUUCAUCCCCACGAAAAGGUUUCCAGCUUUCCAGCUAAGAACGAACGAACCAUUCGCCUUUCUUAAUUUACACUACGGCCAUCAAUUGUGACCGCAUCUCAAGCAUUUUUGUCCAGCACGUUUUCGAUUCAAGGACUUGACCGGAAUCAUUCACUCUUCCAAUGUGCCUUUAAUUUGUGAGUUUUGAAUCUUUCCUCCCUAAUUCACCUGCAAUUAUCACACGCCAAUUACGGCGGUCGGGCACAGCGGAGUCGGAGUAGAUACUUCUUACCUACGCGCCCAGUUCAUCUGUGAUAAACCAUUCAGAUCUCAAUGUUAACAUUCCACCUACCAGUAAAUAAUUUGGAACGCAAUCAUGUCGGGACACCCACCACAACAAGGUGGUCAAUACGACGAAGGCUACGGCCAUCAACAGGGCAAUACCGAUUCUUAUUACCAAGAUGAGCACGGAGGACAACAAUAUUAUGACAAUAAUGGUGGCUACGAACAGGGCCACGGGAGUCAUCAGCAAGAAGGUGCUGAGGGAUACUAUGAUGAAUCGUAAGUGACUUGAAUAUUUUCUGGAUGGACUGGGAGCUGAUAGCAAUUUACAGAGGCUACUACAAUGCUGAUGCCAACAAUCCAUAUCAACAAGAGGGAGGGUACUACGAAGGUGGUGAUCAGCACCAAGGCCAAUAUCAAGAUGAAUACUACAACGAUCAGUACUAUGAUCAGGGGGGUGCAGCCGGCGGUGAGGCACCCCAAGCUAAACGUCGAGGCGAUUCAGAAGAGGAUUCCGAGACCUUCAGCGACUUCACCAUGAGAUCAGACAUGGCUCGAGCCACCGAUAUGGAUUACUAUGGACGCGGUGACGAGAGAUACAACAGCUACAAUGAGAGUCAAAUGGGUGGCCGUGGUUACAGACCACCAUCUUCACAAGUUUCAUAUGGUGGUAAUAGAUCCUCCGGAGCAUCGACGCCAAAUUACGGCAUGGACUACAACAACGUCCUUCCAGCUGGACAGCGAUCUAAGGAGCCGUAUCCUGCCUGGACCUCGGACGCUCAAAUUCCUCUGUCCAAAGAAGAAGUUGAGGACAUUUUCCUGGAUUUGACGGCCAAGUUUGGUUUCCAGCGUGACAGCAUGAGAAACGUUUACGAUCAUUUGAUGACUCUGCUCGAUUCAAGAGCUUCGCGUAUGACCCCGAAUCAAGCCCUUCUGUCACUACACGCAGACUAUAUCGGUGGUGACAAUGCCAACUACCGAAAAUGGUAUUUUGCUGCUCAUCUCGAUUUAGAUGACGCGGUGGGAUUCGCCAGCAUGAAAUUUGGCAAAGGGAAUCGUCGCACUCGCAAAGCCCGCAAAACAGCCAAGGCAGCAGCACCGGAUCCUCAAAACGAGGCGCAAACCCUUGAGCAAAUGGAGGGUGAUAACAGCCUUGAGGCUGCGGAGUACAGAUGGAAGACUCGUAUGAACCGAAUGUCCCAACACGAUCGAGUUCGUCAAUUGGCUCUCUACCUUCUCUGCUGGGGUGAAGCCAACCAGGUUCGAUUCAUGCCCGAAGUUCUUUGCUUCAUUUUCAAAUGUGCAGAUGACUAUCUCAACACUCCUGCCUGUCAAAACUUGGUUGAACCAGUGGAGGAAUUAACAUUCCUCAACAAUAUUAUAACGCCUCUUUACCAAUACUGUCGAGAUCAAGGCUAUGAAAUUUAUGAGGGCAAGUAUGUUCGACGAGAACGGGAUCACAAUGAGAUUAUCGGAUACGAUGAUUGCAACCAACUGUUUUGGUACCCCGAAGGUAUUGAGAGAAUCGUCCUGGAAGAUAAGUCUCGCUUGGUGGAUCUCCCCAUUGCGGAACGUUAUCUCAAACUCAAGGAUGUCAACUGGAAUAAGUCGUUUUUCAAAACGUACCUCGAAAAACGUUCUUGGUUCCACAUGUUGGUCAACUUCAAUCGCAUUUGGGUUAUCCACAUCAGUGCCUUCUGGUUCUUUACUGCUAAGAAUUCGCCAACACUCCUGGAAAAGAAUUACCAACAACAGUUGAACAAUCAACCUCCUGGUUCUGCGCAGUGGUCUGCGGUUGCCUUGGGUGGUGCAAUUGCAUGUCUUAUUAUGGUCAUCGCUACAAUCUGUGAAUGGUCCUACGUUCCUCGUCGAUGGGCAGGUGCUCAACAUUUGACCAAGAAACUGUUGUUCCUCAUCGCUGUUCUCAUUAUCAACGUCGCCCCAAGUGUUUACAUUUUCAUCAUCCCCAACACACAGAAGACGAAGCUUGCUUUAAUUUUGGGCAUUGUCCAGUUCUUCAUCGCUCUCAUCACAUACUUCUUCUUCUCGAUUAUGCCCAUGGGAGGAUUGUUUGGUAGUUAUUUGACCAGGAAUUCUAGACAGUACGUUGCUAGUCAGACCUUUACUGCCAGCUAUCCUCGUCUGACUGGUAAUGAUAUGUGGAUGUCUUACGGUCUCUGGAUCACUGUCUUCGGAGCUAAACUUGCCGAGUCCUACGUCUUCUUGACCUUGUCCUUCCGUGAUCCUAUCAGAUACUUAGCCAGUAUGGAAAUCUCCUACUGUGCUGGUGACCACCUUUUUGGCAAUGUCCUCUGCAAAUUGCAGCCCAAGAUUCUCCUUGGCCUAAUGUUCGUCACCGAUCUUACGUUGUUCUUCUUGGAUACUUUCAUGUGGUACAUUAUCAUGAACGCCGUCUUCUCAGUCGCGGGGUCCUUCUACCUCGGUGUUUCCAUCUGGACGCCAUGGAGAAAUAUCUUCUCGCGUUUGCCAAAGCGUAUUUAUUCCAAGGUUCUCGCCACGACCGAUAUGGAAAUUAAGUACAAGCCAAAGGUCCUCAUCUCUCAGAUCUGGAACGCUAUUGUCAUUUCCAUGUACAGAGAGCAUUUGCUUGCUAUCGAUCACGUCCAGAAGCUUCUCUACCAUCAAGUUCCUUCCGAACAAGAAGGCAAGAGAACUCUCCGAGCGCCAACUUUCUUCGUCUCGCAGGAAGAUCACUCUUUCAAGACCGAGUUUUUCCCAAGCCAGAGUGAGGCCGAGCGUCGUAUCUCUUUCUUCGCUCAAUCUUUGUCAACCCCUAUUCCGGAACCACUUCCAGUCGACAACAUGCCAACUUUCACUGUCAUGAUUCCGCAUUACGGAGAGAAGAUUUUGUUCUCCCUGCGUGAAAUCAUUCGUGAAGACGACCCAUACUCCCGCGUUACUAUGCUUGAGUACUUGAAGCAAUUGCACCCUCACGAGUGGGAUUGCUUCGUGAAGGAUACCAAAAUUCUUGCAGACGAGACCUCACAAUUUAAUGGCGAUUACGAAAAGGAUGAGAAGGAUACUGCCAAAAGCAAGAUUGAUGAUCUUCCCUUCUAUUGCAUAGGUUUCAAGUCGGCCGCUCCCGAGUACACUCUCCGCACACGUAUUUGGGCCUCUUUGAGAGCACAAACUCUUUACCGCACAAUCUCUGGUUUCAUGAAUUAUAGUCGUGCUAUUAAACUUCUCUAUCGUGUUGAAAAUCCCGAAGUCGUUCAAAUGUUUGGUGGCAACUCGGACAAGCUUGAACGCGAGCUUGAGCGUAUGGCCCGUCGCAAGUUUAAGCUUUGUGUUUCUAUGCAACGUUAUGCCAAAUUCAAGAAAGAGGAGAUGGAAAACACCGAGUUUCUCCUCCGUGCCUACCCUGAUCUCCAAAUCGCUUACCUGGACGAAGAAGCUCCUCUCGCCGAAGGGGAAGAGCCACGUCUUUACUCCGCUCUCAUUGAUGGUCACUCCGAAAUUAUGGAAAAUGGAAUGCGCAGACCCAAGUUCCGCAUUCAACUUUCCGGUAACCCAAUUCUUGGUGAUGGAAAAUCCGACAACCAAAACCAUGCCAUCAUCUUUUAUCGCGGCGAGUACAUUCAACUUAUUGAUGCCAAUCAAGACAACUAUUUGGAAGAAUGCUUGAAGAUUCGAAGUGUUUUGGCCGAGUUCGAGGAAAUGACAACUGAAAAUGUCUCUCCUUACACUCCUGGUGUCUCGACCCCCAAGGUCGCCCCAGUUGCCAUUCUGGGUGCCCGUGAAUAUAUUUUCUCAGAGAACAUUGGUAUUUUGGGAGAUGUCGCUGCCGGAAAGGAACAAACAUUCGGUACACUCUUCGCACGUACGCUUGCUGCCAUUGGUGGUAAGCUUCAUUAUGGACAUCCUGAUUUCCUGAACGGUAUCUUCAUGACCACGAGAGGUGGUGUUUCCAAGGCUCAGAAGGGUCUUCAUCUUAACGAGGAUAUUUAUGCUGGUAUGACUGCACUUCUUCGUGGAGGUCGCAUCAAGCAUUGCGAGUACUACCAGUGUGGUAAAGGUCGUGAUCUGGGUUUUGGCUCGAUUCUUAACUUCACCACAAAGAUUGGAACUGGUAUGGGUGAGCAAAUGCUUUCGCGUGAGUAUUACUAUCUUGGUACUCAACUUCCUAUUGACCGCUUCUUGUCCUUCUACUACGCCCAUCCUGGUUUCCAUUUGAACAACAUGUUCAUCAUGUUGUCCGUCAACCUGUUCAUGCUCUGUUUGAUCAACUUGGGAGCCCUCAGGAACCAGGUCAUCGAGUGUAAGUAUAACGUCAACGUCCCUAUUACCGAUCCACUCUAUCCAACUGGUUGUGCAAACAUCAUUCCCAUUACGAACUGGGUUUAUCGUUGCGUUAUCUCCAUCUUCAUCGUGUUCUUCAUCUCUUUUGUACCCUUGACAGUACAGGAAUUGACAGAGCGUGGUUUCUGGCGUGCGUCUACCCGUCUCGGAAAGCAAUUCAGUUCUUUGUCGCCCUUCUUCGAAGUUUUCGUAUGUCAAAUUUAUGCGAACUCUGUUCAGCAAGAUCUUUCGUUCGGUGGUGCCCGAUACAUCGGAACGGGUCGUGGUUUCGCUACUGCCCGCAUUCCCUUCGGUAUUCUCUUCUCUCGAUUCGCCGGUCCCUCGAUUUAUCUCGGAGCUAGAUUACUUAUGAUGUUGUUAUUCGCAACCAUCACUGUCUGGCAAGCUGCGUUGGUAUACUUCUGGGUUACUCUACUCGCUUUGUGCAUUUCUCCAUUCUUGUAUAAUCCUCAUCAAUUUGCCUGGAACGAUUUCUUCAUUGACUACAGAGACUACCUAAGGUGGUUGUCUCGCGGAAAUUCCCGUUCUCACGCAUCGAGUUGGAUUGCUUACUGCCGUCUCUCUCGUACUAAGAUUACAGGUUAUAAACGCAAGAUUCUUGGAGACCCAUCGGCAAAGAUGUCUGGCGACACUGCUCGUGCCACAUUCUCCAAUCUGUUCUUUGGGGAAAUCGUCGGACCUCUCAUGAUCGUUGCUCUCACCUUGAUUCCAUAUCUCUUCAUAAAUUCCCAAACUGGUGUCAUUCCAAGUAUCAACGAUGGGGCCCAAACUCAAGCAACGAACGCGUUGGUUCGUGUUGGCAUUGUAGCCUUAGCUCCUAUUGCAGUCAACGCAGGUGUCCUGGCUGUGAUGUUUAGUAUGGCUUGUUGUAUGGGACCUCUCCUUGGCAUGUGUUGCAAGAAAUUCGGAUCCGUUCUCGCCGCGAUUGCACAUGCCCUUGCCGUUGUCUUCUGCCUGGUAUUCUUCGAAGUCAUGUUCUUCUUGGAAGGAUUUGACUUCGCCAAGGCUUUGUUGGGAAUGAUUGCGUCCUCCGCCAUUCAAAGAUUUGUCUACAAGCUCAUUAUCAGUCUAGCACUGACCAGAGAAUUAAAGACGGACACAUCCAAUAUUGCUUUCUGGACUGGUAAAUGGUAUUCCAUGGGUUGGCACACGAUUUCCCAACCUGGUCGUGAAUUUCUUUGUAAGAUCACUGAGCUUGGGAUGUUUGCUGGAGACUUUGUUCUUGGUCAUCUCCUUCUCUUCAUCAUGCUUCCCAUCAUCGCCAUACCUCAAAUUGAUAAGCUCCAUUCUGUGAUGCUCUUCUGGCUUCGUCCCAGGUAUGUUUAUUUCAAUUUCAUCUCUACAUAGAUCAUGUGCUGACUCACUACUUCCAGUCGUCAAAUUCGUCCUCCAAUCUACUCCUUGAAGCAAUCCAAGUUACGAAAGAGACGUGUCUGGCGGUUUGCUGUCAUAUACUUCGCUCUAUUUGUCGUCUUCCUCGCAUUGCUUGUGGGCCCACUUGUCGUUGGCAAGAAGAUUUUGACCCCUUCCUUGAUAAAAAAGAUUCCAAUGCAACUCUUCCAGCCUAUCAAUCAGAACAACAAUGACACGAGAGGUUACAACCAGACCGGUACUGGUUGCAUAACAUGCUCCACAGCCUCUGCCACUUCAAGCAAGACUGCUGCUGCCAAGGUUCGAUUGUUCUAAACCUCGGCAUUGUAUAGAUGGCUUCCGGGGCUGUAAUAUAGAAUGGGAUGGUAUGCAAUACAUUAAAAAACGAUCUUUGGAAUGGAUGCGUGGCCAUCGUCACUACACGGGGUGUUUUCCAAAUUUGAGUUUGGGUGUUUGCAUGGUAAACGGCUUUAGAUAUUUGUUUUCUGUUUUCUUCUUCCUCCUUUACUGUUCCAUAAUGACCCGAAUGCAAUACUGGAUGCUCAGGCUUGAAUCAACUAGCGUUUAAAUUACGGCUGUAACAUGUCCUACAGCGCAAAGAUAAUAGAGAGUCUUUAAAUGAAUAUGAGUAAAUUUUUUGGUUAUUCA